AUGGAAACGACCUUCAAAGUACUAUUCAUUAUUGCUUUCGCUUCAAAUCUUGUUGGAAACAUAUCGGUCAUCUUCGUGAUUUUAUUACACAGGAGAAUGCAGACUCCAAUGAACUGUUUGUUGGCCAACUUAGCCCUGGCUGACUCAAUGGUCGGUCUUUUCUUGAUCCCAAGAACACUUCUUAAUGAUUUAUAUACGCAUCCCGGUGGUUGGGUGGGAGAUUUGUUAUGUAAGAUGUUGACGCAUGCAUGUUUCACAUAUCUGGCUGCUGUGGCUUCAAUGCUGACACUGAUGUUUAUUGCAUGGGAAAGAUACUACGCCGUGAUUUAUCCCCACAGCUCAAAGGGCAGAAUAAAUGCAAAGAAACUCCGUCUUUUAAUCGCUUUGAGUUGGAUUAUUGCGUGUGGUUAUGCUUCCAUUGAGUUCUGGAUCAUUAAGUUUGACGAAAAUAAGAACUCGUGCAUUUACGACUGGUCAGAAACGUUGUGGAAGAUUGAUGUGUUCGUCUGGUGUAUCGUCCUAAGCUUGGUACCACUUGUAAUCCAGGUGGGAUUGUAUGUAAGAGUGGUGCAUCGCCUAUGGGGAAAAAAAGCUCAAGUCAAUGAAAUCUCUCAGCGCUCACUGAUGAUACAGAGGAAAAAACUGACGAAAACUAUCAUUCUCAUAUCUUUUAUUAACAUCAUUUGUAGGCUUCCAAUUGAUUUCCACUACUUUUUGUCUACGUUUGCUGGCGAGACCUUCACUACAGCAGAAUGGUGGGUACCUAUUUCUUUCUCGGUCAGCCAUUUAAUGCUCGUUCUUAACUCUGCUGUUAAUCCAGUCAUAUAUGCUGCUCAGGAUCGUGAAUUCAGACAACACACAGUGCGCUUAUGGAUGAACAGAUGUGGCCGAGGUAGAAGGGUGAUGGACACCACGAGUGCUCUAGAGUUUACGAAACCGUCAUCCCGUUAA
This is a messenger RNA of Pocillopora meandrina, 951 nucleotides long. NCBI's taxonomy places the organism in Eukaryota, Metazoa, Cnidaria, Anthozoa, Scleractinia, Pocilloporidae. The record is from the annotation of a GenBank genome assembly.